Messenger RNA from Guillardia theta CCMP2712, 1401 nucleotides. RefSeq lists its product as hypothetical. Gene Ontology annotation, molecular function: DNA binding. Bases 1 to 1401 code for a protein of 466 amino acids. NCBI's taxonomy places the organism in Eukaryota, Cryptophyceae, Pyrenomonadales, Geminigeraceae. The record is from RefSeq and is a predicted model, not a curated record. Gene Ontology annotation, biological process: DNA endoreduplication. The transcript is spliced from 13 exons.
AUGAGCUCGGAUGAUUUCUCAGCUAAAAAGUCGAAGAAGGCACCCAAGGCAGCAGCGUCGAAGAAGACUGUUGAUGCAGAAAACAAGUCAAAGAAAGCUAAAGGGUCUCACACGAAGACUGCUGAACAGAUGGUAACGGAAGACGAAUCGAGAGCUAUCAAGAAGCAAGCGAGGAGUUUGGGCAUCAUUUCUUCUAGUCCCUCUUGCGAGGAUAAAGAGUAUUGCAAGCUGAACAGAUCCAAGCCCUCGCAACAAAUUCGGAAGCACAGCUCCAAGAAACCACUUGAAAUUUUUAAGCGAGCCAACGUCCGCAAGAACAAAGUUCUCUUUGUAUUCCCGGGCUUGGUUUCCGUGGUGCAGGAAGGCAAAUUUGGACAGCUCAGCAACAUGGACACGAACCCUACAUUGGACAUUGAAUUCCCGCAAGGCACACUUCGUCUGACUGGAACGCAUGUCCACUCCAAACAGAAGUAUGUGACCAUGCUCCCGAAAGCCAAAAAAGUUUUGGCACAAGAUACUUUCGAUCAUUUUGUGGUAUUUGGGGGACGAAAAUGGCUUGGCGAUCCUAGUUCGGACCCAACCAAGCAGUCCUCAGAUUCUUCUGCUUUGCUUCAUAAGGAUUUUUCAUUUGAUGGUGGAGCAGGCUCUGCAGAGAGCUCUACGGCACCUCUGUCAAAACCGAGCAUUCCUUCUGCAAAUCAGACAGGAAAUCAGACAUCCAUCGCUUCGUUCUUCGACAGUUCGCAAGGGGAUUCAACAAGGGUGCGAAGAGCUGCAGCUUCUAAGGGUGUUAAAUACUCAGAAAAGGGAAGCGACGAUGAUGACAGCAACUUGGUGGAUGACGACGACGACGACGACGACGACGACGACGCCAACAGCGGAACGCGCUCCCCUGUCAAACUACCCAUUCCUGCUUUGCCUCAGAUCCCAACUCCGACAAGAACUUCAACAUCUGAACCAAGAAGAAAAUCGAGUUCUGCACAGCCAAAGUCAGACACAAUUGUCCUGGAUGAUAGUGACGAUGACGAAGAUUCCCAACCAUCUCAACCAUCUCAAAAGACAACUGCACAGAAAACUCCAAAGAAAUCAGCGGGCACUGCGAAUAAACAACCAGCCAGCGCCAAGAAGUCUACUCCUGCAUCUGCUACAAAGACAAAGAGGAAAGCAAAGGACGACGACGACGAUGAAGACGACGAUGAAUACGACGAUGAAGACGAUUAUCAGGCAAAGAGAAAGCCGACUCCAAAGAAAGCAUCUAAUACCCCAAAACGGACUCCAAAAAAAUCGACAAAGAAGAAGAAAUCAUCCGACGAUGAAGAGUCUUCGGAGGAGGAAGCGGUCAAUAUUUCUAUUAGAAUACUCGAGGUUAUGACAUUGAAUGUUGCAGGAAUCCAACGAUGA